UCACUUUCAUAGUAUUUCAGUUCGUUAUAAAAUCAUAUCGCAGGAUGGAGAAUGAAGACAUCGCAACUAAGCCCGUCACCAGACCCACAUCAACGCCACCAUCAACUGAAACAAUAGUACACACAAAUGGCGUAGAAGCAAAAGACAUAUCGCCAACAAGAUCCCCAAAACUUCAAGGCUAUGAAUUUUACCGCAAAGUCCUUGGAUCCCCUCAGUUUGUUGUGGCGCCAAUGGUGGAUCAAAGUGAAUUGGCUUGGCGUAUGCUUUGUCGCAAGUACGGUGCCCAACUAUGCUAUUCACCAAUGUUUCACAGCAAUUUGUUUGCCAAAGAUGUGAAGUAUCGCAAGGAUGCACUACAAACAUGCCCCGAAGAUCGGCCAUUAAUUAUACAGGUUUGUUCGUGUAAUACUUCUGUAUUGCUAGUACAAUAUGGUCGUAAUGUGUUUCCAAUUCGAAAUCAAUAACAGACAGCCUAUAACUAUGUUCGUAUUACUUAUAGCAUAAUAUUACUUAGUUCUAAUCAAAUUACUUCUCAUAAAUCAAGUGCGCUCAGACUUGCUUUCAUGAUU
Messenger RNA from Rhagoletis pomonella (apple maggot), 569 nucleotides. Its product is annotated as tRNA-dihydrouridine(16/17) synthase [NAD(P)(+)]-like. The transcript has 2 exons. The coding region runs from base 45 to 464 and encodes 139 amino acids. Gene Ontology annotation, molecular function: tRNA dihydrouridine synthase activity. NCBI's taxonomy places the organism in Eukaryota, Metazoa, Arthropoda, Insecta, Diptera, Tephritidae. The record is from RefSeq and is a predicted model, not a curated record.